Molecule: messenger RNA, 2120 nt
Organism: Geodia barretti
Lineage: Eukaryota; Metazoa; Porifera; Demospongiae; Tetractinellida; Geodiidae
Source: the annotation of a GenBank genome assembly
GACGCACACCUGAAACACGGGACCUGCUCAGUUUGUGUUUGGAGAAUUCGCUCAACUCUGAGUUCACAAGUCGCAGGUCAUGUCUCGCGACAGAAAAACUGACUCCUUGCUCCAACCUGGCCGAGGCCACACCCCCUCGUACGGCAUUAACGAACAGGAAGACAGCAUCAAUGACGAGAAGGAGGUGGAGGUGCGUCACUCCACCGACAGAGUCUGGACUGUGGCCGUGUUCUCCCUCAUUGCCUGUCUGGGUUCGGUGGUGAUUGGGAUGUCCCUGGGAUACAGCACUAAUACCCUGGCAGAGCUGUCGACACUCUACAACGGAGGUGACGACGUGUAUGGAAUUGAAAAGGGCAGCACUGAAGCCAGUUUGUUUGGGGCGUUUGGUCCGCUGGGGGCUCUAUUUGGAGGACCAGUCGCGUGGCCUCUCUCCGAGAGGUUUGGUCGUAAGCCAGUGCUGCUGCUGGGCGCCAUACCUGGAGUGGUAGGCUGGGUGGCCAUGGCCGUCAGCAACCUCCUACCAACAAGGGACGGAUUUCUGGCCUUUUUCUACAUCGGGCGAAUAUUGUCAGGGUUUGCAUCCGGGUGGAGCAUCUUCUGCAUAUCAGUUUACAUAACGGAGAUAUCCACGCCAAAGUUGCGGGGGCUCUUUGGAAACUGCAACCAGCUCUUCAUCACGGUCGGCAUCUUCACCGUCGAGGCCCUCGGGUUCAAACCCAGCUCCUUCCUCAAGUUCACCGACGUUGCGCUCAUCGCCGCAGGAGUCUUGACACUGUUUGCCUUCCUCCUACUCUUUGUCGUGGAGACUCCGUCCUGGCUGUACAAAAAGGGAAUGGAUCUGGAGGGGAAUCGAACCUUGAACUUCCUCCGUGGCCCAAAUGCCAACAUUCCGAGAGAGAUUCGCGGGAUUAGGAGCAUGGUCGAUAACGCCCAGAGUUUUACAAUCGUGGACCAGCUGAAGGCAUUCAAGAAUCGCUGGGUUUACCUUCCUUUUAUCCUCGUGUUGGGUCUCAUGUUUUUCCAGCAGUUCAGCGGAAUAAAUGCUGCAAUCUUUUACUCGUCGCAGAUUUUUUCCGGUGCCAAGGUAUCUAACCCAACCCUCAUAUCUCUACUGGCGGUCGGUCUAACUCAGAUCUUUGCCACGUUUCUGAGUGUUGUGAUGGUCGACCUGCUUGGACGGAAGAUCCUACUCACUCUUAGUAGCAGCGGCAUGUUCAUUAGCAGUGCCGGUCUCGGCGUCUAUUUCCUCAUCUUCAAUCACUACUGCGAGAGUGAACUUGGAAACGGGGAAGGCUCGGGUAUUGCACUGAGUGUCUGCCACCAUACCAACUUUGGAGGUCUCGCCAUUGCCUGCGUGGUAGUGUUCAUCAUUUCCUUCUCCCUCGGUUGGGGUCCCAUCACCUGGUCAAUGAUGUCGGAACUAUUACCGCUACAGGUCCGUGGCCUCGCGGGUGCCGUCAGCACCUUUGUCAAUUGGACUUUUGCGUUUAUCAUCACCCUGGCAUUUUCCGGCUACACUGGACUGGUGACGCCAAAGUUUGCGUGGUGGUCGUUCUCGCUCGUGAUGCUCGUGAGCAUUUUCUUCGUGUUGUUCUUCCUCCCCGAGACAAAGGGUCGGAAACUGGACGAGAUUGAGGAGCAUUUCAGGGAGGGCCACAUCAUCUACAACCCUUGCAAGAGAGAGCGGCGAAAUUAGUGAGACAUCUAACUCGACCGUGUGAAAAUUAUACACCGAGUUCUCUGAGUAAUGUUGUGUGUAUGGUGACGUUGUGGAUGAUUAUGAUAAUUUAGUGUGUUCUCCGGUCUGUUACGUACAAAAUUAUGAUAAUGAUGUUUUUCUGAUCUUGAACUGUAUUACGCUGAGCUGCGAGAGUGGCAUUGAAUAAGUGCAGUAAACUCCGAGAGACAAUCAUCUUUACUGAGAUGUGGCUUGGACGAUACACAAGUGGAGUAGGCUGAAACCUCGCUCUGGCACUUCUUCAAGGUCUCGCCGCUGGCCCUGAGCUUUAUUCGAGCUCUGUCCAGCGGAGUUCUGCAGGUCUCGAAGCUGGCGAAACGACUCGUCAAAUAGACGUUAUUCAGACGAAGAGGCAUGUUUCCGCUCUGAUCUGCGCCUACAA